Molecule: messenger RNA, 2093 nt
Organism: Amoebophrya sp. A25
Lineage: Eukaryota; Dinophyceae; Syndiniales; Amoebophryaceae
Source: the annotation of a GenBank genome assembly
CAACGGUCUAGCAGAUCUUGGAAUUGGAAAUUGCAGUUUCAACUAAGUUUCCGUAGAAGUAGACUAAGGAAAGAAAAAUUAGUAGGCAGGUCCGGCAACUGAUUUGUCUUUACAAACGGAGAACGGCAUUGCUGGAGACACCGUAGCGAAAAACACACCCCCCGGUGUGAUGUCACUUCUGCCUCCGCCGCCAGGUGUGGAGCAGCUGGGCGGACCUCCUCCCCUAAGAACAAUUGGCUUGCCUUCAUCAGCAGACAUCAUGGAUCCAGCAGUGUCGAACGCAGUGUCAAUAUCGGCACUGCCUGUUGGGGCGGCAUCAAUGGAGAUGAAUCCCGCAACCACUACAACAGGUGCACAGGAGAACCAAACAGUUGUUGUUGAUGUAGUAGAAGGAGGAGAGUCGACUGAGACUGUGACUGGAGCAGUAGUUAAGGCUGUAGCUAAUACAUCUUUGGACGCAUGAUCCUUGAAACUACGCAUGGACGAGAAGUAUGAGGCUGUAGCAAAUACAUCUUUGGACGCAUGAUCCUUGAAACUACGUAUGGACGAGAAGUAUCCUAAGGAAAUGCUCCGUCUCUUACUUUUUAAGGAUGGACUUGAAAGAUGAAUUGCGGACAGCUCUAAAGUAGGCUCCUCAGCAACGGAUACAACUGGAGGCGAUCAGCGAAAUAAAAACGGUCUACCAAAAGCUGCAACUGCAACUCUCUCUUCCAGCAGCACGGUCGUGACUACGGCUGGUGCAAAUGAGAAGACGACGAAUGCUCCUCCGACAAGCACAAAAAAGGAGGUAAGAGAUAACCUCGUUGCUUGCGCUUUUGCGAUUGCUGCUGUGAUCCUAAUCUUUCCGGUGACGAUUAUAGCUUUCCUUGCCUACAUGCUACUAGAUGGAAAGGCGGACUUCGAGGCUUGUGUCAAUUAUUAAGGCGCAAUUUGUGCUUUUUUUAGACUUAAAGGCAUCAACAUAGACUGUAGAAAGGAGAUGUAAGUAUUUAGAUAAAAGAACUCCUUUGUUUCUUCCCUCUAAGAUUUCGUCGCGAUGGGUUUUGGUUGUGUUUUUGCGUUUGCAACCUGCCCGCUUUGGUUUCCGGUUUUAGCUCUCUACAUCUGUUGUUGCUCUGGCGCCUCACAGGAGAAAAAUGUAGGCAAUGGUGCAGCUGCGGUUGCUAGAACUGCUGCUGCCGGAGCUGACUCAUCAACAACUAUUAAGGCUUGAGAAAAUCCAUCUUCCCCAGCAUCUUGUAGCUCUCUUUUAUUUUGAAGGGAAAACGGGCACGAACAAGAUGGUCACCGAGAUGGAUCUCUGCAAGGUCUAAAACUAGCGGCAUACAAGUCGAGCUGAGUGUGAAGAACAAAAGCGCGACAACAGCUACGGGAAAUGGUAGCUUCGCGCGAUCAUCAGCUGGCUCUACAGCACAACAGCCACCACAAAUGAACUUCCAAACUCUAUCAGACCCAGUAGCUGCUCGAAGUGUCGCAGGUCGGACUAUAAAAACUCUUUUAUGACUAAUUAAUUUCUACUAGGCGAGGUGACUCUGACCGACAGUGAAACUGUCUACCUGCUCCCUAAUAUGGUAUACCAGUGAGGAAAAUCUCGUUACCUUGUUUUCCGUUCAUCGUGAAUCCAAUUUCACCCAUCCAAAUCGAUCCUCCAGCCUUUCUCUCUUCUAAUACCUGCGAGCAGUAGAAGAAUGGAGAAUCAAUCGACGACUGGUGGACGUGGUGGUAGUGCGGGAGGGAAGACAAGUGUCGGGGCUCCGAAACGAUCGAUGUCCUUCGUGGAGCGGACGAGCUCGAGUCAAGCGAUUAUCACGAAAGGACUGCAAAAAGGCGCCAAGCUUGUAGCGUCGCGCAGCAGUAGUAUCGUCAUGUACACGGAGGUGGACUAGACAUUAUUUCACUAGCAAAAUCAAUGACGGCGAAAAACUUUACACAUUUCUUGGAGCACCAUCAAUGUCAAGCUGAAGCAACGAACUACUGGCCACGGACUUACCACGACUAAGUAAUUGCGCCAGUCUUUCUCGUGCCAAAAAAUACGAAGAAGAAGUCGCCUUCUUUGAAAGUCACUUAUCAGGAAACACAAUGUCAGAAGCCAC